UUUCGACUCUGAUUGCAUUGAACAUAUGUCAGAAAAAGAUUUUGAUGACUACAUCAACGACGAGAGUUACAAGAUAAGUAAGAGAAACGAUUUUGAAGUUCAUGUUCCUGCAGUCGAGCGAGAAUACCCGGAAUCCAAUAACAAACCUAACAUAAUGAUUCUACCACUUUCCAUAGAAGACGAAUCGCUAACAACUGGUACUGCUUCUGUCAUGCGUGAAUUCGCAAGAGAUAUGGAUAUAACAAUUGACAAAACACAUGAUUAUCUUAAAUACAAUGAAACAACCAAGAAGUUUAACAUCCACGCUGCUAGAGAACGUUACACAUUUUAUAAAGAUAUGGAAUGCCAUAGCAAAGAUAUGGAAAGAUUACGUAAACAUAUAGAAGCAGAGGAAGGUGAUGACCUCGAGAUUCCUGACAAUGCUGCAAUGGCUUGUGGUGCGGAUUGUGCAGCAUCAUUUAAAACGCGCAUGAAGCAAUUAUCAAAUCACACAAAGGAGGUCAUGAAGAAACUGAAGCAAGGCACAUCUAAUUUCACGAACAUGAAAGACCGAGUAUUGUUUUUACAGUCCAUAAGCGGAAUGUGGAUUGACCUGACAGAUGAUUUUGGAUGUUCUCCAUUACAUCAUGCUGUUCAAGAUGGUUGUAUUCCUUUAGUGGAAAGUCUGCUUUUGGCUGGUGCUUGUGUCAAUAUGUCCGAAGGUUGUGGAGUUACCCCCAUCAUGAUUGCAAUAAACAAUAACAAACCAGAAUUAGUGAAAAUUUUAAUCAAAUAUGGAGCACGAAUCAAUGGUAGCUUUCAAGGAAACAUACCGAAUCCAAUUCAAAUGGCAUGUAACAUUGGCAAUGAAGCUAUCAUGCAAAUUCUUGAAGACAGGACAACAUAUGAAAAACAGGCAAGGCACAGAGUUUGUGAAGACAUUGGUUUGUCUAAAGAACCAUUGCACUUGAAUCCCAGUGAUGUAGGGUCAGACGAAGCAGAGAAACCGGAAGUAAAAGGAGAAGACAUCCGCUUAAAUUUUAAUUUAACAGUUGGGGAUGCGAAGUCUACAUCGACUUUACGCGGUGUCCGAAAUAGAGCACCCGAUGAAUUUGGAUCUUUCAAAGAAGUUCCGGGAGAUUUUCACACCCAAGGUUACGUUAUGGAAUGUCUAUCUCGUAUAUCGGGGCCUGGGGGCUUUUUUUACACUUUAAGACAAUUAUUAGGACGGCUGAAAGUGACACCAAAGUCAUUUAUUGACGCAUUUAAAGAAGGUAACUAUGAGAGAAAUAUGGAUGCUUUAAAUGAUUACUUUUGGGGACUUUGUAUUGCAUCAGUUGCUUCCUUCAGAUCAUCUGGAUUUUUUCCAGACACUGAAACAUUAUCAAAUGCCCAAGCGAACAAUGGAAAUGUUAAUGACAUACUAUUGAACAGGUUGAAAGCAUACCUACAAGAAGCAAGUAGAACUGACGUAGUCGUGGAAUAUCAUAGUAAAUUUAUUACAAGUUUUGGUCCAUUGUUGUUAGCAUUCCACGAGUCUGUUCGAUAUGGGAACGCAAAAACAAGGGAAUCCUGUUGGUUGUCAAGCCUUCUUCUGUUUUGUGCAUUAAAUAAGAAAAACUACAAAGACGAAGCUAUAGCUCACAUCACAAACUUCACAGCAUUGUGGCCAAGCGCUAUUCGUGAAAUGUACAGAAAAAAUUCAUCUAUUUCAUAUAAAGGAAGGGCUGGCCAUAACCUGGCAUUAGAUGAGUUUGUCGAGACUGUGAUGGUUCGCCCACUAAAGAUAUUCGCUAAGCAUCACAGUACUUUGUCAAUGAUGAAGAAGGUAAACAUGAACGUGGAACUUCUAGUUCACAUCAAAGAAGUAUUCAAAGAAGGGUAUGGUGUACAUAGUCGAGUAAAAAGUGUUGUACCAGAUGCAUUACCCGAUCGCUUAAAAGUUGCAUGGUUUGCAAUUAAACAAGGAUGGUUUGUGUCACAAGAUCGAGAUGCUAUUCCAGUUCUGGAUCACACCAAGAAAGAUAUACAUACGAAUGGUGAUAAGAAAAUUCCCCGCGAAUGUACAGAUGUAGAGUCACGAAGAAAGUUAUUCAUUGAAAAAAACAUUGCAGAAAUACUAAGCAGACUAUUCCCACAUGAAUGAUAAUUCAAAGUGAAAAAUAUUUAUAUUAACUUAUUGAGGAACAAAGCAUUAUUGGCGUAGCCAGCCCGACAAUUUGGUCAAGCUAUGCAAAUUUCAAAUCAUUAUUAUUUAUUUCUUUAGAAAUUGAUUCUUUUCACGGUUUAUGAACACAAAAAUAUUCGCAUAGCAUGACCAAAUUGUCGGGCUGGCUACGCCAUUGGAACAAAAUAACUGUUUGACAUAACAUUCCAGCCCAGAAAAUUUAUUUCUUAACUUUAUCAAAUGCAACUGAUAGCUGUUUGUUUUGAACAUAAAUAAACUGGGGUCCAAGAUCAAUGUAUAAUGUAUUUUGGUUUCUUGCAUUUGAGUCUGGUGGUACCAGCCUUAAGAUGUCCUUGUAAACCAGGAUGUUCAAAACAUACUCUCCGUCUGUAACACUAGCUUUGUAGCAGCCAAAAUUUUCUGCGGUUUCAUAAUUGUAUUUAUUCACAUCUUUGUUACGCUUGCCUGUAAUCACAUUAGCUAGCUGCUUUAAUGUAAACUUCCUGCAGUUUAGUGCCUUCAUGCUUAAUAAACAUACAAUUAUUUUACAUGUUAACUCUGAAAUAUCUUCUAUGCAUGUUUCUAAUUUACUCUCACAUUGAUCACAUUUCAAGUGAUCACUGCAUACUGCAUAGCCACUAUCAAAAUACUCCAGAAUAAUUUUUCUCCUACAUUCACCAAUUUGGAAACAAAAGUAAAAAAAUUUUUGGAAAUGGCUGUAUCUAUUGUUUAAGACAUCUGGUGUGUAGUAAUGUUGCUUAUACACCGACUGUAUAUGUCGAUUGGUAUCGGUUGGACUGAAGUAAAGUAUACACUUACAGGGAAAUCCGUCUCUACCACCGCGUCCUGUCUCCUGAUAAUAGUCCUCCAUACAGCUUGGCAUUGAAGUAUGUAUGACGAUCCUUACAUUAGGCUUGUCCACCCCCAUUCCAAAUGCUUUGGUGCAAACUAGACAUGUAAUAUCACCAGACUUCCAUCUUUCAUAAAUCUCUUGCUUCAGUAUCUUAGACAUAUCACCAUGAUAUGCCUUCGCAAUGAUAGGAUAGGAUAGGUCUGGAGGCAGAUCAUUAAUGAGGUAUGGACUAAUAGCGGCAGCUGCUCAAGCGCCAUUUGUAAGCUCAAAGUGUACCUCGGUCUGCUUCACGUCAGUCCGGUUCUAUCUAUCUAUUCAUAAUGUAACCAGUCACUGAAAAGCCCUGAUAGGGAGUGUGCUGUGAAAUAUCUGUAAUGAUACCACGUGCACAAAGUUUGGCGCACAUAGCUUCACACUCAGAACGUGUUGACCCAUACACAAUGGAACACUCGCAGUCUUUAACCUCUGAUACAAUUCUGUCACAUAAAUUGCCAUUUUUUCUGACAACAUGGUACACAAGGUUUGGCCUGUUAUAGUUGUCCCUUAUAACAAUUGGUUCGGUAACUGCUAGCGCAGAGCAUACAUCUUGUUGUAUUUGGUUGGUAGCUGUUGCAGUCAACAUAACAAUGGGGACAGAGGGAAAUUGCUUGCGUAUAAAAUCCAGUUUCAUAUAAGCUGGCCUGAAUUCCUUUCCCCAUAAGCUUACACAGUGACAUUCAUCAAUCACAAAUCGCUGUAUACUUCCUUGUGAUGACAAUUUUUCUAACACACUUUGUAAUGCUAUGUCAGCGACCAGAAAUUCUGGAGUGGUAUACAACAACUUAAAAGGAUUGUUAGGUAGCUUUAAAUCGUGUAAUACCUGCUGUUUAUAAGCUUCUUGCAAUCCACCAUAUAGUGCUGCAGCUGGAAUGUUUCUCUCUUGGCAAUGUGCUAUCUGGUCAGAUAUAAGAGCUAAAAUAGGCUCAACCACAAUGGUAAUUCCAGGUGUAGAAACUGCAGGUAACAUGUAUAGAAGAGAUUUUCCUCCUCCCGUAGGAAUAUUUAUGAAACAGUCCUUCCCACUAACUAUUGAAUUGAUGGCAUUAGCCUGUUGUCCUCUGAAUGAAGCAAAUUCCCAGAUACUUGUCAUGACUGGUAACAAAUCCUUAGCUGAACUAACAACUUCAGGAAUUUGAGGUAAUGAUGUUGCCCCAUUGACUAUUGUCAUAUGCUCUGAUGGUGAAUCUAGUAUCUCACUGUUUUCUUUAUCUGUUGGAGGAUAAUUAUCUGCAUGCUCAACAUGAAACCAGCUCUUAUUCACAAAUGUUUUGACACACUCAAUUUCUGGAAUUUCAAAUCCUGCACAAUUGGAUGACUUCCAUAUUUUGUACACAUGUGUCAGAUUUGAUCCACUGACACUGACGGUUUCAUUAGUACAGCUUGAAUAUUUGUGCAACCUUCCUCUUGCUAGAAGAACAUAUCCAGCUUUAAGAGCAGCAUGGUGAUGAUCAAUAUCUUUAAUAGCGAGAGGUUCUGAGCCAUACAUUAUUGUAAAAUCUUUUCCUGACAUCUAAAUCAAUGCAGAAAUACACAUUUUUACAUGGGCUGCAUAAUGUUGGGGGGGGGGGCACUCAUUAUUUUGCCCGACCAAAAAUCUUGUGUGACC
Molecule: messenger RNA, 4644 nt
Organism: Paramuricea clavata
Lineage: Eukaryota; Metazoa; Cnidaria; Anthozoa; Malacalcyonacea; Plexauridae
Source: the annotation of a GenBank genome assembly